This is a messenger RNA of Rhizopus microsporus ATCC 52813, 645 nucleotides long. RefSeq lists its product as uncharacterized. The coding region runs from base 1 to 645 and encodes 214 amino acids. Gene Ontology annotation, biological process: regulation of transcription by RNA polymerase II. The transcript has 5 exons. Gene Ontology annotation, molecular function: DNA-binding transcription factor activity, RNA polymerase II-specific; protein dimerization activity; RNA polymerase II cis-regulatory region sequence-specific DNA binding. The record is from RefSeq and is a predicted model, not a curated record. NCBI's taxonomy places the organism in Eukaryota, Fungi, Mucoromycota, Mucoromycetes, Mucorales, Rhizopodaceae.
AUGAACUAUACCGUCAAUAACCAAUUCUAUUAUCCAGUAGGAAAGCAUGAUAUUCCAGCAACACAGUCUUUUGCAUAUCCUGUUUUUCCCUAUGACACGCAUUACCCGUCACUUCACCACCAAGCACCAUCAAAUACCUAUUUUACUGAGCCUCAAGCAUACAUUCCAGUCAAAAAGGAAGAUGAGCAAAGCUCGAUAAAGUCUUCAGUUUAUGAAACCAGCAGCAUACACAGUAACAAUAGUAGUGACAGCUACAAGGAAAGGACUAAAAAAAUGUCCGAGAAACAAUGCUAUCAUCCAUACAACACUUCUCCAUCCAAUACAACAACAACAAAGGUACGAAGACGCCGUAAGCAGCCCCAUGAGCUGCUAUCAGAAGCACAAAAGAAAGCGAACCAUAUUGCAUCUGAGCAGAAAAGAAGACAGAAUAUUAAAAUUGGGUUUGAUCAGCUAAUCGACAUUGUCCCGUCCCUUAAUCAUGGCAACCGAAGUGAGGCGCUUAUAUUGCAAAAAUCCGUUGAACAUAUCCGCCACUUGGUAUCUUUAAAAAAUGAACUCAAAAAUCAAGUCAGGGAUCUACAGGACCUGUUAGGUGACACCAAUUAUGAAGAAGAUUCCUCAGACGAUGAAGUACUCUAUAUGUAA